Ostrea edulis (European flat oyster) is the source of this 1930-nucleotide messenger RNA. RefSeq lists its product as uncharacterized. Bases 104 to 988 code for a protein of 294 amino acids. Lineage: Eukaryota; Metazoa; Mollusca; Bivalvia; Ostreida; Ostreidae. The transcript has 2 exons. The record is from RefSeq and is a predicted model, not a curated record.
CCGGUUGCAAAGUGAAACUCCUUCAUGCAUCAAGUUAUUGAAUUACGUAGUAAUUGCACGUUACACAUUAGAGAACUGUGUCUUUUAAUAAAAAAAUCUCGAAAUGGCGUGUUUCGCUGCGCUUGAUGACGACAGCAUGGCUGGAAGUUUGAUUCUGAUCUGCAGUGUGUUUGCAGUAGUGUCUGCUGGAUGCAAAACACCACCUUACAUAGCAUUGAGAAAUGUCGAGUACAUUCCACGUAGUGAAAUAGAGGUAGCAGCCCAUGUUAACUGUCCAUCAACUGAACAUAAAGCUAUAUAUGUGAUCAGCACAUGGAGAAAUGAAACUUUGGUGUUGUGUUCCUGUGAAGAAGUAAUGGUCGGCGGAUAUUGUCCCGAAGAGAACAUUGGGAACAAAAUUCAAGUAAAUUACGGCGCACCAUGCUAUAAUCUUUCUUCAACCCCAUGUCCGCCAAAGUAUAAUGCUUCACAGAGCUUCAGAUAUACAGAAUGUUUUGAAAAGUUUGGUGGAAUUUUAUCUCCACAAUUGCUUGUCGAGAAAAAUAAACAGUUGAGAAAAACAAACCAAGAUCUGGACAAAAGACUUAGUUUGCAUGUCGAGGAAAAUGAACAGUUGAGAAAAACAAACCAAGAUCUGGACAAAAGACUUAGUUUGCAUGUCGAGGAAAAUGAACAGUUGAGAAAAAAGAAUGAAGAACUGGAACAAAGUUGCAAGCAAAUAGAGUUGAUUUUGACCACCAUCAUUGGUAUACUUUUAUUAGUAUUAAUAUGUAUUGGUUGUAGGAUUUAUGAGAUGGGUCACUGUUCGUCAUUUUUACCUUACAUAUCAAUAGCAAUAAUUCAGCAGUUUUUAAAGAAAAUGUGCUGUUGUGGUACAUCUAAAGAACCACAGAUGGAUAACUUCAAAGAAGACCAAACCACCAAGAUUAAGGAAAAUAAGAACCUAUUGAAGCAAGAUGACAACAUAUCGGUAGGAAUCCCAACAUAGACAAGUUCUUGCAGGGGAAGAUGAAAGUGACACAGAUAAUGGCCAUCAAGAUAUUCAGAUUGAUCCUCCUACAAAUGAAGAAAUUUAUGAUAGCCAUAAGGAUGUACUCUAGUGGUAAUUUUACCGCGAGUGGGUCGCCAUACUUUUUAAAGUCGUAAAUCUGGGAAUGCCUGUGUUUUAUUUUGUAUGCACACAGUAGAACAUUAAUAUGUGUUUUUGUUUGUAAGUAAUGUUGAUAAACUAACAAAAAUUAAUUAAAACAUGACAAUUUUUUUCUUAUUUUCUCAAUUUACGACAUUCGUGAUGACGUUACGAUUGUAAACAAACUCGAGCUCGAAGACGCACAUUGUACGAUGUCGCAUUUAGUCUAUUCUAAAACAGUCCAGAAACAUACAUGGGCGAUUCGUUAGAAGUAAAACGGCAGUUAUAGAUCAGGCUGAAUCCGAUAUUCUCACAAGUGAGUGGCAGACAAAGAAAAUUACAGACAAGCAGGCACAACCACGCACAUGGUGACACAGUACGUGUACUGUACAGUGUCAGACGAGAGGGGAGAAUGGAAGAAUGUUAGCGAUGUAGGACCCGAACCAGAGGCUGCUGAUAUAGUGUUGAAUGAAUUUGUAAGUUUUUCAAUAUACAAGAAUUUUUUUAUGAAAAUAAAUUCUACAAACUAUGUAGAUCUGUACCUAAAUUGAUCUGCGACCUUCCCGAUCCCGCCUAGUCGGUCAUGAGUGAAUCUCGCUUCUAACGUUCAAUGUAUCAUUAUUGAAGCAUCCUUUUGAUUAAAAAAUGUAAUCUAUAUCAUUGUUUUAUAAAAUCGCCAAAGUAUACAGCGAAUUUAAUUCAUUAAAAAGAGUUCAAAGGGAAAAGGGGGGUUUCUCCCAUCUAGAGAAUUAUGGCGCGCCAUUCGUGUACAAAUUAGUUAAAACAAAAGAUAAUUUUGUU